AUGCCGCCUCCUCCCUGCAGGCCACCUGGGGAGACAGACCUGAGCCACUCAGGGUCAGAGAGGCCAGAGCAGGCAGGCCUUCUCACAGGAGGCGCCUCUGGAGGAGCCAGGGGUGGCAGCGGGGGCUUCGGAGAUGAGGUGGGUGAGGGCCUGGGCACCCUGGUGAGAGGGGGCCCGCUGGGCAGUGGCAUGGCCUCUCGCUCGCGUAGUGGCCCGCGGCCCCCUACAGGGGUCCAGACCCUUCCCGGGCCCUCCAUGGCCCGGGCCGCAGCUCUCCUCCCGCUGUCGAAAUCGUCGUGGACGCUACUGCUGUCGCUGCUGCUUCUACUCUGGGAAACCGGAGCCCAGGAUGUGCGUGUCCGUGUGCUGCCCGAGGUCCGGGGCUACCUGGGGGGCACCGUGGAGCUGCCGUGCCACCUGCUGCCCCCCACCCCCGACGUGCGCAUCUCUCAGGUGACGUGGCAGCGCCUGGAUGUGGCUGGGGGCACCCCGAACGUGGCUGUCUUCCACCCUUCGUACGGCCCCAGCUUCCCCAGCCUGAAGCCGGGCCAGGAUCGGCUGUCCUUCGUCGCGGUCGGGCAGGGCACCGAUGCGAAGCUGCAGGAUGCCACGCUGGCCUUCAAGGGGCUGACAGUGGAGGACGAGGGCAACUACACCUGUGAUUUUGCCACCUUCCCCAAUGGCACUAUCCGAGGAGUGACCUGGCUCAGAGUGAUUGCCCAGCCCCAGAACCACGCCGAAGCCCAGGAGGUCACACUCAGCCUGGAGCCCAUGCCAGUGGCCCGCUGUGUCUCCAGAGAGGGCCGCCCGCCUGCCCGCAUCUCCUGGUCUUCGUCCCUGGCCGGGGAGGCCACUGAGAGCCAGGUGCCAGGAUCCCUGCCUGGCACCUUCACUGUCACCAGCCGCUUCACCCUGGUGCCCUUGGGCCAAGUAGACGGCGCAAAGAUCACCUGCAAAGUGGAGCACGAGAGCCUCAAGGAGCCCGCCCUGCUGCCCGUGACCCUCACUGUGCGCUACCCCCCUGAGGUCUCCAUCUCUGGCUAUGAUGACAACUGGUACCUCGGGCGUAGUGAGGCCACCCUGAGCUGUGAUGUCCGCAGCAACCCAGAACCCACAGGCUAUGACUGGAGCACGACGUCAGGUGUCUUCCCACCCUCGGCAGUCGCCCAGGGCCCCCAGCUGCUCAUCCACUCAGUGGACAGACUGCUCAACACCACGUUCAUCUGCGCAGUCACCAACGCCGUGGGCACGGGCCGCGCCGAGCAGGUCAUCCUCGUCCGAGAGACCCCCAACACAGCAGGCGCGGGGGCCACAGGCGGCAUCAUUGGGGGCAUCAUCGCUGCCAUCAUCGCGACCGCUGUGGCCGCCACGGGCAUCCUCAUCUGCCGGCAGCAGCGGAAGGAGCAGAGGCUGCAGGGGGCAGAGGAGGACUAUGACCUGGAGGGCCCUCCCUCAUACAAGCCCCCGACCCCAAAGGCGAAACUGGAAGAGCCGGAGAUGCCCUCCCAGCUCUUCACCCUGGGGGCCUCAGAGCACAGUCCACUCAAGACCCCCUACUUUGAUGCUGGCGUCUCACGCACUGAACAGGAAAUGCCUCGAUACCAUGAGCUUCCCACCCUGGAAGAGCGUUCUGGGCCUCUGCACAUGGGGGCCACGAGCCUGGGGCCCCCCAUCCUCAUGCCCACGGGGUCACCUGCUGUGGAAGGGGUUUCCCUGGACCUAGAAGAUGAAGAGGAGGAGGAGGAGGAGGAAGACUAUCUGGACAAGAUCAACCCCAUUUACGACGCCCUGUCCUACUCAAGCCCCUCUGAGUCCUACCAGGGCAAAGGCUUCGUCAUGUCCCGCGCCAUGUAUGUCUGA
Trichechus manatus latirostris (Florida manatee) is the source of this 1860-nucleotide messenger RNA. RefSeq names its product nectin cell adhesion molecule 2 (gene NECTIN2). Gene Ontology annotation, molecular function: cell adhesion molecule binding. Bases 1 to 1860 code for a protein of 619 amino acids. Gene Ontology annotation, cellular component: extracellular exosome; apical junction complex; plasma membrane. The record is from RefSeq and is a predicted model, not a curated record. The transcript is spliced from 10 exons. NCBI's taxonomy places the organism in Eukaryota, Metazoa, Chordata, Mammalia, Sirenia, Trichechidae. Gene Ontology annotation, biological process: susceptibility to natural killer cell mediated cytotoxicity; establishment of mitochondrion localization; fusion of virus membrane with host plasma membrane.